AUGGUGGUGGUGGUGGUGGUGGUGUGGGUGGUGGUGGUGGGGUAUGGAAUUGGUAUUGAUGGUGGUGGUAUGGGUGGUAGUGAUGGUAUGGGCGGUGGUGGUGGUGGUAUGGGUGGUGGUGGUGGUGGUAUGGUGUGGUGGUGGGGUAUGGAGGUGGUAGUGGUAGUGGUAUGGGCGGUGGUGGUGGUGAGUGGUAUGGGUGGUGGUUGUGGUGGUGUGGGUGGUGAUGGUGGUGUAGUUGGUGGUGGUGGUAUGGGUGGUGGUGGUGGUGGUGGUGUGGGUGGUGGUGGUAUGGGUGUUGAUACAGGUAUGGAGUUGGUGAUGGUGGUGGUGAGUUGA
This is a messenger RNA of Uloborus diversus, 339 nucleotides long. RefSeq lists its product as uncharacterized. The transcript has 2 exons. The record is from RefSeq and is a predicted model, not a curated record. Bases 1 to 339 code for a protein of 112 amino acids. Lineage: Eukaryota; Metazoa; Arthropoda; Arachnida; Araneae; Uloboridae.